AACACUCUUUAAACCUUACCAUAAUCUUCUUUUCUAUCAUCUCUUUAUUAAAUCCCACCUUCACCUUAAUUUCUCAUUUUUCUUAGACAUUUCUUCAAACACCUUACCUUCAAACCUUCCAAGCAUCUUCCAAUGGCUACUGUCACUUCCUCCACCGCCGUCUCCAUUCCUUCCUUCACUGGCCUUAAAUCCACAGUACCCAAAAAACCCACAACCGCUAAGGUCACCACCACCAUUUCCGCCGCCCCAAGAAUGUCCAUCAAAGCUUCAAUGAAGAACGUCGGAGCUGCCGUGAUUGCUACAGCUGCAGCAGGAAUCCUUGUGGGAAACGCCAUGGCGGCUGAAAUCUUACUAGGAUCUGAUGAUGGAGGCUUGGCGUUUGUUCCGAACGAUUUUACUGUCGCUUCUGGGGAAGAAAUUGUGUUCAAGAACAAUGCAGGAUUCCCACACAAUGUUGUAUUUGAUGAAGAUGAAAUUCCAUCUGGUGUUGAUGCGGCAGGAAUCUCCAUGAAUGAAGAAGAUUUGCUUAAUGCAGCUGGAGAAACUUACAAAGUUACUUUAACUGAGAAAGGAACUUACAGUUUCUACUGUGCUCCUCAUCAGGGAGCUGGUAUGGUUGGAAAAGUUACUGUUAAUUAAAUUAUCUUAUGUUUGGAGUAUUAAUUAAAUUUAAUUUUUAGCUUAAGAUGAGUUUGUUUGUGGAGCUAUAUAAAGACUGUCAAAUCAUUGAUACUAUCAAUUAUGCUCUCUCUUUUUGGUAGUUUCA
Molecule: messenger RNA, 766 nt
Organism: Amaranthus tricolor (Joseph's coat)
Lineage: Eukaryota; Viridiplantae; Streptophyta; Magnoliopsida; Caryophyllales; Amaranthaceae
Product: plastocyanin
Exons: 1
Coding region: 133-639 (168 amino acids)
Cellular component (GO): chloroplast thylakoid lumen
Molecular function (GO): copper ion binding
Source: RefSeq, a predicted model, not a curated record